Meloidogyne enterolobii is the source of this 1611-nucleotide messenger RNA. The record is from the annotation of a GenBank genome assembly. NCBI's taxonomy places the organism in Eukaryota, Metazoa, Nematoda, Chromadorea, Rhabditida, Meloidogynidae.
AUGAAAGCCAAUGUUGUAGUAAUCGCAGCAACAAAUCGAUCAGAUGUGUUAGAUCCAGCACUUAUGCGGUCUGGACGCUUUGAUAGACAAAUUUUUAUUUCUGUCCCGGAUAUCAAGGGGAGAGCGUCUACCUUCCGUGUUCAUUUAAAACAGAUAAAGACUAGUCUGGAUAAAGUGGAAUUAUCAAGAAAAGUAGUUGCUCAUACAUCCGGAUUCUCAGGAGCUGAUGUAGCAAACGUUUGUAAUAAGGCUGCAUUAAUCGCUGCUCGUGAUGCUCAUGAUGAAGUGACUGCAAAGGAUUUUGAAAAGGCUAUUGAGAGAGUUGUUGCUGGGAUGGAAAAAAAAAGUCAAGUGCUGCAACCUGAUGAAAAAAAGACAGUCGCCUACCACGAAGCUGGACAUGCAGUUGCUGGAUGGUUUUUGGAAUUUGCUGAUCCGUUAUUAAAAGUCUCAAUAAUUCCGCGUGGCAAAGGACUUGGAUAUGCUCAAUAUAUGCCAAAAGAUCAAUAUCUUUAUUCUAAAGAGCAACUGCUAGACCGUAUUUGCAUGACAUUGGGAGGGCGCGUAUCCGAAGAAAUCUUUUUUGGAAGAAUAACUACUGGUGCACAAGAUGACUUGCAAAAAAUUGUCAAAUUCGGAAUGAGCGAGAAGGUUGACCCAAUUUCCUUUGACACGUCUCAACCUGGAGAGAUGGCCUUUGACAAGCCAUACUCCGAAGCAACUGCUCAACUUAUUGACCAAGAAGUGCGCGAUAUGGUUGGAAAUGCAUUGAGACGUACUCGCGAUUUGCUCAUGUCCAAAGUUGAUUUAAUUGAAAAGGUUGCUCUCCGACUCUUAGAAAAGGAAGUGAUCGCACGCGAGGAUAUGAUCGAGCUGUUAGGCCCACGCCCAUUCCCUGAAAAACAUACUUAUGAAGAAUUUGUAGCUGGUACUGGUGGAAUGGAUGAAGACACUUCUUUACCAAAAGGUCUCGAAUCAUGGGAUAAAGAUAUGGAAACUGAUAAAAAGAAGAGUGGAAACAAAAAGAAAAAAGAGGAGAAAGCUGCUAAUAAGAAUUAAGAACAUGCUUUAUUUAUCUGUUUUCACAAAUUAUCUCAAAAUUUGAUGACGAUGAAGUAGUGUACUCGUGAAAGAACAAUAUCUGACUGAGCAGAGUCGUCGUCGUCAGCUGGUUUAGAUGAGUUUGGAUGAACAUGAAGGGAUGUGUCUGGAAGUGAUCACAAUGACAACGAUGAUAAUGUUAAGCCAUAUUUUGCAUCCACGACGAUGACGACGAUAAUGGCGAAGGUGAAUUGCACGGGGUAUGGUGGAACUGUUGUGGAUGACAUUGAACAUCAACAGCGAAUGGUAAUGAUUGAAAUAUGAUGAUGAUGAAUUGUUAAAGAUGAGAGAAGCUAAAAAAUGCGGCAAAGAUGCUACAGCCGCAUUUAAAGGUCUAAAAUUUUUUAAUGACAUAAGUAUGUUUUUUGUGUGCUUUUCCGUUUUCACGACAAAUUUUCUUUGUUUCAAUUAGUAAUCAUUUCCAAAAUUACAAAGAUUUCAAGAAUUAAGCAAAACACAAAAAAUUUACGUGUAAGUGAAAAAUGGAAAAGUACAAAUCUAUUGCACUUG